CUGAUUGACUGGAGCUAAAUAAUAAAGUGUCAUCGAGAGAGAUAAUACAGUGUGCAAAUUGAGCUGUUUGCACAACUUAACUGCAGUUGAUAGACCCACAAUGAAUGUGAGACAUGACCAACGAAGCCCACUGGGAUAACUCAACCAGAAUGCACAGCAUGGAGCCAACAGACAGCUAUUCCCCCACAGUUCCAGAGCCAGAACUCUACCGCAGCAUCCAGGCUGUGCUGCCCAGGGAAACAGACAACCAGCAGCCGCCUGACUGUUUCAACAAAGGCAUGCUGAGAUGGACACUUCAUAAGAAGGUCCAAAACAAUCCUACCAACAGCUUAUCUCUGGUGUGGUUGCUGAUAAAAGAGCUGGAAAAGGCUGAGAGAUGGGACUCUCGCAAAUGCAUAAUACCUCUGCUCCACACACUAAUGUAUGCCAUUAUUCAGUCGGCCCACAUUCCAGAUGAGCUUUACAAGCGUGUCUAUGACUUUUGUAAGAGACUCCUGACCUUCCCUCAUCCCUACUGCACUGUAGGCCUCAGCUACACAAGACAGAUAAAAACUGAACGCUCCAUUCCAGGUCUGAUGUACCAGAGGAUGGUCACGGCAGAGCAGAGACUAAAAAAUGAGCACUAUCCCUUUCAAGAGAGGGUCUUUGUUCUGGCUGACCCAGAAGUCUUCUCCGGCUCUUUGGGACAAGUCCUGUUGGGUGAUAUUGAGACGUCCGCUUCCGUUUCAGAUGGAUCUCUGAGUCCUCUAGAUUACAUGUGCAGGGUGGUCCAACACUCCAUACAGGCUGCUUUAGGAGCAGAGCAGUGCCACGGGCCAAAACUGGCUCAAGCUCUAAAGGACAUGGGUCAAGACGUUGAGUCGCACUUUCAGGAAGUGUUGGCGGCUCUUGAGCAGAGUGCGGAAGAGGGCGGCACAGGGGAGGGGGGAGCGCUGAGGAGCCGUCUUCAGCAGCUGUACAGCAAUAUCGUCAAGGAUACAAACUCAGAGCUAUUGUCCAGGGGAGGACUGUGUGAUUGCCCUCUUCCUAACCCAGAGAUGAGCUUCUACCUGUGGACGGAGGAUCUGGAUAUCUGGCGAGAGCUGGCCAAGUGGGUUCGAUCCAGCUCCAUGUCGGAGCAGUUUUCCCUCAGCCAGGAGCAGGAAGACUUUGAGCUUGGUGAGUCGCCCAGCGACCUGAUGCCAUCUGACAUGACGCGCUUCUCUGUCAUGUCCAACGACAGCGGCAUCGAAAGAGACCUGCCCCCUGGCGUUGAUCCCUCUCCAUCGUCAUCUUUGGACACUGGCAGCAUUUGUGCAUCAUGGGAACAAUGCAAAACUAAGCAAGAGUCAAUGAGGCUGUCACGGCGUGGAGGCAUCAAGAUGAAACCAUCUGUGAAGGACAGUAUGGUGCUGAUGCAGGACACCCUGGAAGAUCAUGCAAGCCUUGGAGCUGGAGGAGGAGGAGGAGGAGGAGGAGGAGGAAGUGGAGGUAGGGUAGGAAGAAGAGGGGCGACUCUGCAAAGGCGGGCAGGAAGCAGCGCGAUGCAGAACCCCUUCCUCAAGCAGCAGAGACACUUUACUGCCAGGAUAGUCGCCAUGGGAGACGACAGGGUACUGGGCCGCCUGGCCAAAGCCUACUAUUUCUUCAGGAAAAGGGAAGCGCGGAGGCUUUUUCUUACAAUGAAAGUAAACCUCCAGUUUUACUACAUCCCUGUUUGCAGGGCCACAACUCCUAUCUCCUCUAUCAAAGAAAACCUCCAUCAGUCCAUGGGGAAUCCCUGCACUCUUGGUUCUUACUUGAGCAUGGUGGACCCAUGGUACAACUCUAACAUCAACAGUUUAGGAUGCAUGAUCCCCAAACUGGCUAAGAUGCACCAGACAAACCCAGGGAGGCCAAAAGAGCCUUUCGUGUCUGAUGUAAUUUCCUACUACGUUCGUACCGGCCAGCAGCCUGUCUACUUCACCAUAUACUUUGUUAAGAUCACAUUCACCAACAUGGCAAAGGAUCCUGUGGAAAAUGUGUUUCUUACUCAUCUAGAAAUGGAGUUUCCUGAGUUCCGACAGAUCUCAGCGUCAAUUAGAGAAAAGCAGAAAAAGAGCUCAGGGGAUCUAUGCGGGGCUGUAGUCUCGAUGAAUUACAGAAAGGUGACAUUAAGUGGCCGAGACAUUGACAAAGGAAUCUCAGUCAGGACAACCGGCGCUCAGAUCAAUGCUAUUCCUUCCAGUGAAGCAGAAGAUCUGAACUGUUUGACACUGACACUGAAUGAAUCUCCAACAAAAACUAAAAACAACAUUGUGUCUCAGGAGUCGAAGUUUCGGUGCAGCAACAUUAAGAUUCGCACUUUGGAGAGUCGAUCUUUCACUGUUACACUGGACAGAGAUUGCCGCAGGACCUACAGAGACGUGCAGAGCUUAGAGAUCUCCCCGUGUCUUGAUCCCGGAUACUGCGUCCAGAAAACCAUGCGGUCCAAAUACAAUUUGGGAGCGGACAAAGAUGCUGGACUGAGCAAAUACAUGAGCAAAAGACUUCUUCUACCAAUCAACACAUUUGCUGGCAUCAUCACCUGAUGUGGUGGACUAACCACAUAGAGAAACUUUGAGAAUUGAGACCAUCCACGCUAUGUUUUGAUGGUGGACAAAAGAAACACCUUUGAGCCACACUGAGCUGCUCCAAAACCAAUUUUUUUUUUUUAUUCAGUCAGUCUGAACUGACUGGCAUGUAUGGAAAAAGACUAUACUAUCAAAAGCAACACAUUCCAUAUUUGUCACACUGCAGCUAAAUAACAAGUUGGCUUCUUUUACAGUAAUAGGAACAAAAUGGUGUGUAAUACCAUUUUGUCUGCUGUGCAAGGUGUGACCAAACUCCUUACAGUGUUUCUGUACCACUGUAUAUAUAUUUAGAUGGUCAAUACAUGUAUGCAGAUUAGAUUGCCAAAGAACUGUACAGCCUUUGACACUAGAGAGACCAGCAGGGGAAAAUAAGUAAGCAAAGGUAUGUACCAGUAUUCAUUAAAGACUUCAGGGCUACUGAUAUUUAGAUCACUAAUAAUUUGACAUCUUAAAGAACUCCAAACUCUGAAAAUCUGUUUCUCCAAGUCACCACUUGGUGAUGUAAAUUUGAAGGGUUGACAGUUACUCUACUUCAUAGACACACUACUUUUUAUUACCUUCUUGUCGCACACACAUACAGUACACACAAAAGAAUACAGACUCGUCUGGCCUGUCAGCAACUACACCGUCCAGAUUGUUAAAAGACUGGAAUAAGGAAGGCUGCCGAUUACCUUACCUGUUACAUUUGGCUUAGCUGAAUCCUUAAAUAUGUUGGUAUUCUCGUACUUGUUACCUGUUAGGUGUAAUUUGUUUUGAAGGUGCAGGUGACUGACAUUGGCCUUGGGUUUAGGUUUUUGGAAAUGUUCUUGAAGGUUUUAAGAACUGCACACUUUGUUCAGUGCAGAAGCUAGAGCCACGUGUUAAGAACUACUACACAACAGAAGCAGCUUUUCUCUUUUACUGUCUUAGACAGACGAGGGACCUAUGUACACACUGAGUUACAUGAAGUAGCCUGACUUCAAGCCACUGUCUAUGACCAAGACAUGCACGAUUUUGGGUACACUCAAAUCUAAAACUUGCACACAUGCCAACAAAUGUUUUAAAUGUAUCAGCCACAAGUUGUGAAAAUCACCUUUGAUCCCCCCCAUCCACUCACUGUGGUGCAUUUGAUUAUGCAUAAACACGGUAAAUUGCAACUUUUUGCACUAAAACAGCAAGGCUUGUUUUAUUAUGUCCCUGUGGGAGUGGAGUAACAGUGUGUAAAUCAUGUAAUUAUUACUACAUGUGUUGUUAAGUUAUACUUUAAGACUUAACACAACUAUUGGCUCAAUUGUCAUUUAUUACUUUUUUUUUACCACAUAAUUAUUAGAUAACACAC
Etheostoma spectabile (orangethroat darter) is the source of this 3909-nucleotide messenger RNA. RefSeq names its product phosphoinositide-3-kinase regulatory subunit 6 (gene pik3r6). Lineage: Eukaryota; Metazoa; Chordata; Actinopteri; Perciformes; Percidae. Bases 114 to 2549 code for a protein of 811 amino acids. Gene Ontology annotation, molecular function: 1-phosphatidylinositol-3-kinase regulator activity. Gene Ontology annotation, cellular component: phosphatidylinositol 3-kinase complex, class IB. The transcript is spliced from 21 exons. The record is from RefSeq and is a predicted model, not a curated record. Gene Ontology annotation, biological process: G protein-coupled receptor signaling pathway; positive regulation of MAP kinase activity.